Messenger RNA from Staurois parvus, 400 nucleotides. The record is from the annotation of a GenBank genome assembly. Lineage: Eukaryota; Metazoa; Chordata; Amphibia; Anura; Ranidae.
CCUUGUGGAUCGCGCUGCACCACAAGAUCCGGUGCCCGCUGGCCAGUUGACUCGAUGGCCGCUGUUGAUCCAGAUGAUCCUAUUUGGUACCUGAUCCCGGUGCCCGCUGUCGUGCCAAUUGACUCAGAGCCCACUGUGUCGUACCUGGUGACUUCGGUGCCCACUGCCUUGCAGAUGACGCGGUGCCCCGCUGGCAAGCCCAAAUGACUGAUGUCCUGGUGACCUAGUGUCCGCGCUGUCAUACCUGAUGACCGAUUGCCCGCUGUCGCAGCCGAGACAAUCGGGUACUGAUGAACCCGGUGCCCACGUGACCCCAGUGCCUGUUUUGACUCGGAGACCACUGCCUUGCCAGAAUGACGCGGUGCCCGCUGUCGAGCCAAAUGACCUGAUGCCUGGUGAC